CCAGUGCCGAAUUUGCAUGCAUCAUACAGCGGAAAGUGUCCGCUUCCACACGUCGAUGCUCGGUGCUCGGUGCUCGGGUGAAUAGCUAAGCACACGAGGAGACUUUCUCAUCGCAGCCUGUCUCGUAAAGCUUCCCACAAAUAUCACCAUCUGGCGGGACAGCCAUGAACAGUGUAGCCUCCAAGCGUCUCUUCCAAGAGUACAAGCAUCUCACAACGGAUCCACCGGACGGCAUCACUGCCGGACCGGUCAACGAAGAUGACCUUUUCAUCUGGGAAGCGCUCAUACAAGGACCCGAGGGGACACCAUACGAAGGCGGCAUCUUUCCAGCCGAGCUCAAGUUCCCCAAGGAUUAUCCGCUUAUGCCGCCUACGAUGAAGUUCACGUGCGAUAUCUGGCAUCCGAAUGUAUAUCCGAAUGGUGUGGUUUGUAUAAGCAUCCUACAUCCGCCGGGCGAUGAUCCGAACCACUACGAACAAGCUUCCGAGCGAUGGAGUCCGAUCCAAAGCGUAGAGAAGAUCUUGAUCAGUGUCAUGAGCAUGAUUGCUGAGCCAAAUGACGAGAGCCCGGCGAAUGUGGAUGCGGCAAGGAUGUGGAGGGAGCGGAGGCAGGAGUUCGAAAGGAGGGUUAAGGCGGAUGUCAGAAGGAGUUUGGGGUUGUGAUCGUGACGGAGAAGCACUUUGUCACGACAUUCAAUGCUGGAUUAGCAGGGCGCUUGGGAUUUGGCACGGACAAACCGUGUUGGCUUGAUACGACUGUACCUGAGAAGGUGGGGAAGAACAGUGGCUGCCAUACUGUCACCUUCUUAACGCUUCAGUGAGCAUCGAAGCCGACAUGCAAGCUCUGGUGUCUCUCAUCAGCAG
Molecule: messenger RNA, 863 nt
Organism: Baudoinia panamericana UAMH 10762
Lineage: Eukaryota; Fungi; Ascomycota; Dothideomycetes; Mycosphaerellales; Teratosphaeriaceae
Exons: 4
Coding region: 165-662 (165 amino acids)
Cellular component (GO): cytosol; endoplasmic reticulum
Source: RefSeq, a predicted model, not a curated record